CUCUCCAGCUCUGAACUGCGCCAACAGGGAUACGGCCUGAGGAUCCCCCUCUCCCAGGUGGCUGGCAAAGUGCUCUGAGGCCGGACGGCAUGGCACAGAAGAGGGUUGCAGUUAUUGGAGCUGGCGUUUGUGGACUGAGCUCCAUUAAAUGCUGCUUGGAUGAGGGGCUGGAGCCCACCUGCUUCGAGAGAAGUGGCGACAUUGGAGGGCUCUGGAGAUUUGAGGAGAAUCCCGAAGAAGGCAGGGCCAGCAUCUACAGAUCUGUCAUCAUCAACACCUCCAAGGAGAUGAUGUGCUUCAGUGACUUCCCCAUUCCGGAUGAUUUCCCCAACUACAUGCACCACUCCAAAAUCAUGAAGUAUUUCCGCAUGUAUGCCGACCACUUCGACCUUCUGAAAUACAUUCGCUUCAAGACCAUUGUGGUCAGUGUGACAAAACGCCCGGAUUUCUCCACCACGGGCCAGUGGGACAUUGUCACGGAGACUGCGGGGAAGCAGGAGUCAGCCGUCUUCGAUGGAGUCAUGGUUUGCACCGGCCAUCACACCAACGCCCAUCUGCCACUGGACUCCUUCCCAGGGAUCGAAAAGUUCAAAGGCCGCUACUUCCACAGUCGGGAUUACAAGAAGCCCCAGGAGUUCUCGGGGAAGAGAGUCAUUGUGAUCGGCACUGGCAAUUCAGGAACAGACCUGGCAGUGGAGCUCAGCCACACCGCAGAUCAGGUUUUCCUUAGCACCAGGCGGGGUGCAUGGAUACUUGGUCGGAUUGGAGAAGAAGGGUACCCCAUGGACACAAUUUAUAUCACUCGCUACUUGGAAUUCCUCAAGCGCAUUGUGCCUCUAUGCCUGCUUAACUACUUUGCAGAGAAGAAACUGAAUGCAAAAUUCAACCAUGCAAUCUAUGGCCUACAGCCUGCGCACAGGUUUUUCAGCCAGCACCCAACCUUCAACGACGACCUGCCAAACCGUAUCAUCUCAGGCAAGGUGCUGGUAAAACCAAACAUCAGAGAGUUCACCGAAACCAGCGCCAUCUUUGAAGACAGCACCAGAGAGGAGGACAUUGAUGUGGUUGUCUUCGCUACGGGAUACAGCUUCUCUUUCCCCUUCCUUGGGGAUUGUGCCAAAGUGAUCAAAAACCAGGUCUCCCUGUAUAAAUUUGUCUUCCCUCCUCAGCUGGAGAAGCCAACUCUGGCUUUCAUUGGCCUCAUCCAGCCACUGGGGGCCAUCAUGCCCAUUGCCGAACUCCAGGGUCGCUGGGCGACACGUGUGUUCAAGGGGCUGAACGGAUUGCCUUCAGCAAGCAACAUGAUGGCCGAUAUUGCGCAGAAGAGAGAGGAAAUGGCAAAAAGGUAUGUGAAAAGCCAGCGCUACACCAUCCAGAUGGAUUACAUCCCGUACAUGGAUGAAGUGGCCUGCCUGGCAGGGGUCAAGCCCAAACUCCUGUCUCUCUUCCUCAUGGAUCCAAAGCUCGCCGUGGAGGUUUUCUUUGGCCCCUGCACCUCAUACCAGUAUCGCCUGAGAAGGCCAGGGAAGUGGGAUGGAGCCAGGAAAGCCAUCUUGACCCAGAGAGAACGGAUCAUUAAACCUCUGAAAACUAGAGUCCUAGAUGAUUAUACAGGUGCCUUGGUGCCUUACUACCUUCAGAUUUUUCUCAUUGUUGCUUUACUUACUGUAACUUUUGCUUAUUUUCCUUGGUCCUUUUUUCCCCUCUGACAAGUGUCAUUUUUUAAGCUGCGAGUCCAGUUCAUGGUUUCCCUUCUUUCCUUUGCAUUCAUAUGGGCAGACUGGACUAUGGUGGGCACCUCUGUUGUCAGCUAUUUCAACAAGGUGAGAGCCUGUCUUCUAUGUAGGGUAAACUUGCUCUAAUGUAGAUGCGAAGUCUGCAGUAAGGGUACACAAGGCCUGUUAAGUCCCAUUCAAGCCCUGUUUUUGAACUCCACAACAAGUGAUAUAAUAAGAGAAAUCCCCAACCAUUUCCAAAGUCUCCACUGGCCUGGUUCAGGCAGUGUGACUGAAGAUCGAGGGGCAGCUGGCAUCACUGCUGGCAGCUUCAUAGUUGGCUGGUUGGUGUACUUGGUGAAUCGAGCCAUUGCUGAUCCCCAGCCUCAAGUGCAGGAGGGGCUUGUGGGCUCUGUUGUCUUCUAACUCUUAUGCUUGCCGCAGCUUCUGGGUGCUUAAGCUUCCUGGAUCAGAGCAGGGCUCCAAGUCAAUUUCAAACCUCUGAGAGAGCCAGAAAAUGGCUUCCUCUCCAUGUAGCUGAGAAAAACAACUCCCCCUCAGCUGCUCUCUUGGGUCCCAUGGUCCCUCCACAGACCAACCCAGGGCCCAGUCUGUCCAUCACUGUUGUGUGUGCGCUCUCCAGCAGGCAGGCAAGCUCAGUCGCUAUGCUGUGCUUCUCCCUAGGGGAGGUGCAUCUACAGUCCCAUGCUGGCAGGGGCUACAAGUCACUUUAGGGUGGAAUUAGGGACAAGGGUGUCAUGGAAGGCAGCAGCCCUCGGGCCCUGGGGGAGCAGGGGAAGCUCUUGGAGUGUGGCCUGAGUUAGGGCUGGGUAAGGACUCAGCACCUCUCACACAGAAGAGAUAGAGCCCUGAGUAGAGGGAAGGGUCUGAGCUCUGUAGACCACAGAAUCCCUGUCUAGGAAGGACUUUGUCUCAGAGUAGGUUUGUCCCAGCAGCACACAGCGAUUCAAGCAAAGCUAAAGCAAAAGUCUCGCUGCUAUUGUUAUCUGGAUCUGUUAAUUGUGUUUAAUUUGGUCGGUCUGCUUUUCUGAACGCACUCCCAUUACUUCAGCCUGACCAAGUAAACCUCUGUUUAUGUGU
Messenger RNA from Malaclemys terrapin pileata, 2816 nucleotides. RefSeq names its product flavin-containing monooxygenase 5-like. NCBI's taxonomy places the organism in Eukaryota, Metazoa, Chordata, Testudines, Emydidae. The transcript has 8 exons. Gene Ontology annotation, molecular function: NADP binding; N,N-dimethylaniline monooxygenase activity; flavin adenine dinucleotide binding. The record is from RefSeq and is a predicted model, not a curated record. The coding region runs from base 90 to 1709 and encodes 539 amino acids.